This is a messenger RNA of Striga hermonthica, 555 nucleotides long. The record is from the annotation of a GenBank genome assembly. NCBI's taxonomy places the organism in Eukaryota, Viridiplantae, Streptophyta, Magnoliopsida, Lamiales, Orobanchaceae.
AUGGCUAAACGAAGAGGCAGGCCUCCUAAAAAACCCUCGAGUGACGACGAUAAUGCCAAUCACGAUGCAGUCGAACUACAGAAGGAUGAAGAUUCAUUUCAAGAUCAUGAAGAGUUUUUGCCAGUCGAACGUCAAAGUGCUGCAAUAAGGGCUAUUCGGGAUGUGGAGAUUGAACAAUUGGUGACCAUGUUACAGUUAUUUCAAUCCAACUUCAGCAAGGAACAGUUACAGGUUCCCGUGCUGCAUUUUUCUAGGGAAAACUUUCAGCACCUAUCAAUUAAUGAAUCGGGUGAAGCUAAAUGGAAAAACGAACUGAACAAUGCUGAUGAAAGAACACUGCAUGCUUCUCUUUUGCGUCGGUUGUCUAUGGCUUAUCCUGAUUACUCUGCUUAUAUCUCUUCUAUGGCCGGUGUCUUUGAGUUCUCUAAUAAACCGGGUAAAACAGGCAUUUGCGGUGCUGAUAAUGGUGAGUUGCUUCUUUUUGUGCAUGGUUCGCCUCGUGGAGAUUAUAAGGAAGAUAACAUGGAAACUAUACAAGAAGCAGAAGAUGGUUGA